Messenger RNA from Oncorhynchus mykiss (rainbow trout), 489 nucleotides. The record is from RefSeq and is a predicted model, not a curated record. Lineage: Eukaryota; Metazoa; Chordata; Actinopteri; Salmoniformes; Salmonidae.
AUGGGAGAAUGGGGAGAGCAGUGGGCUGGAGGGGAGAAUGGGGGAGAGCAGUGGGCUGGAGGGGAGAAUGGGGGAGAGCAGUGGGCCAGAUGGGAGAAUGGGGGAAAGCAGUGGGCUGGAGGGGAGAAUGGGGGAGAGCAGUGGGCUGGAGGGGAGAAUGGGGGAGAGCAGUGGGCUCGAGGGGAGAAUGGGGGAGAGCAGUGGGCUGGAGGGGAGAAUGGGGAGAGCAGUGGGCUAGAUGGGAGAAUGGGGGAGAGCAGAUGGGCUGGAUUGGGAAUGGGGGAGAGCAGUGGGCUAGAUGGGAGAAUGGUGGAGAGCAGUGGGCUGGAGGGGAGAAUGGGGGAGAGCAGUGGGCUGGAGGGGAGAAUGGGGGAGAGCAGUGGGCUGGAGGGGAGAAUGGGGGAGAGCAGUGGGCUGGAGGGGAGAAUGGGGGAGAGCAGUGGGCUGCAAGGAGGGAAUGGGGGAGAGCAGUGGGCUGGAGGGGGAUAG